AAAGACAAAAAGGUAUCUCCCCCUUGGCCCCUUGCCUUUCUCUCCUUCCCUCGGAACCUUUCUUCCAAGAAACCACCUAAAACCCUGCAAGCAAUGAUAAAUUAACCAGAUUCAAAUUUCCCUCAUCUCUCUCUCUCUCUCUCUCUCUCUCUCUCUCUCUCAGAAUAACAUAAACUCUCACAAUUAUAUAAAAACAGAACUUGGAAGAUCAUGGAUGGAUCUGAAACAUACCCGAGAGAGAGUAGCUUUCAGAGAGCGACAUCAACCUCUGCAGCGGAUACGACGACGAGCGUGCACGUGACCGCCCUGGAUGGCCUCGUCAACGUCAACUCCCUCUUCACCAUCGCCGUCUUUGUGGGGCUCUCCCUCACCACCCCCGGCCAGCACAGCCUUGAGAACAACUCGGCCUGCGACGCCGGCAUCGAUGUCGCCAGGAAGCUCCUCGUCUUCGAGGUCGUCUCCUUCAGCUUCUUCCUCUUCUCCUCUCUCGUAGCCCAGGGCCUCAAGCUCGCCAUCAACCUGCUCAACAGCAAAGACGUCGACGAGGCUUUCCGCGCCCACAUCAACCUCAAGGUCCUCAGGCUCGGGAUGAUGGGAUCGGCCGUGGGCUCCGUCAUGGGCUGCAUAUUUCUUAUGCUUUCCAUGAUCAACGUCAUCCAGAUCCGGCUGGGAUUGUUGUCGUGCGGUAGUAAAUCCGCCGUCCAUGCCGCCGCCGCGUUGCUUAUCCUGGUCUCCUCUGCUCUCUUCGUUUAUAUUUCUACUGCCAUAUAUGCUUUUAUGCAGUGAUUUUGCCGUUCGGUAAAGAACUUUUUCUCUUUUCCAAUCUGCGUAUUGCUGCCUUUGCCCGAUGUUUAAGAUCAAGUUCUCAUGGGUUGAUGUAAGGAGCCCAAUGGCAUUGCGUCUAACAUUCAAUAAUGUUUGCCUGAUCUGGGCUAUUAAUUGGGUA
Messenger RNA from Juglans microcarpa x Juglans regia, 946 nucleotides. RefSeq lists its product as uncharacterized. The coding region runs from base 211 to 786 and encodes 191 amino acids. The record is from RefSeq and is a predicted model, not a curated record. The transcript has 2 exons. Lineage: Eukaryota; Viridiplantae; Streptophyta; Magnoliopsida; Fagales; Juglandaceae.